Molecule: messenger RNA, 1622 nt
Organism: Protomyces lactucae-debilis
Lineage: Eukaryota; Fungi; Ascomycota; Taphrinomycetes; Taphrinales; Protomycetaceae
Exons: 5
Coding region: 1-1473 (490 amino acids)
Source: RefSeq, a predicted model, not a curated record
AUGGAAGAUCUCAAUGAAGUCACCUGGGCAUGCAAAUCGAUGCAACUCGAGGAUGAGGCGAUUUAUGUGGAACCGUCAACGACACGACCGUGCGGCCACAUGCAGUCUCUACUUCACUGUGCACCUGAGUCCCGCAAGUCAUUUGAUUCACAGAUCUUCCUUCCCACUCCAUUCGAGUAUAUUGUCUGGUCUCGCAUCAAGGAGCGCACUCGAAUUCGGAUUGCAUGCAUCAACGAUAGGGAUACCUAUCAGUCUGAAGCCUACGCAAGCAUGUUAAUCUACGGUCAGACAGAAGCAGCUGCGUACCUGAGCGAUGCAAAUAGCCAGAUUUCAGGAGAGUCUUUAGAACAAUUUGCUGGACAAAUUUUCGCUACGAUCACUCUGAUUCUCGCUAUAUGUAUAGCUACUGACAUACUUCAUGCUCGGAUUCCAACCAGCAAAGAACAGCUUUUGGCCAUGCAAUCACCUCACUGGGUGCGCUACGUUCUUAUGCUCGAUUCACAGGAAAGACCGACAAUGUGCCUCGUUAAUGCGCUUGUUUCCAAUACGCUCAUUAUCCUUUCUCUUUUCACCUUCUUAAUCAACACUGUGGAGAGCGCCAGACAGAUCAACUUUCCGAAUACGAAACGUACGCAAAGCAUGGAAUACAAAGUCGCUGGCGCCUUCAUCAUAAUGAUCACGCCGAUUGGACCGCUUGCCAUGUUUCGUAUCAGCAGUACGGCGCGAGACAACACCUGCGUUUCGGGCUUGCCGAGGGAUGUUACCAUGCCAAUCCUGGGUAUCAUCGCCGUUUACCACGUCUUUGCCGUAUGUCGCAUCUGCUGGCCUCUCCUUCGGGUCAAGCAUCAGCGCAUCAGAGAAUGGGGUAUUCGCAGUGCCAUUGGCGUGCUUCUCUGCACUCUUUCGGGUACAUUGGUCUUCUUCUUCGUGACUAUGAAAGCCAAUGAAUACAUGUAUCACACGCAGAUUCUUUUGAUUGUUCUGACAUGUCUUACAUUUGUGGCGAUCGCAGCCCACAUCCUGACAUGGGACCCUCCGUACAAGAGCAUUGUGCGCCUUCCACGCACAUCGAUGGAUGUAGAAGCACAAAUACCAGCUAGCAAGGAUGAACAGCCCAAAUGUCCGUCCUGUCAGCGAUCUGCUGAUGCUGGUACCAUGAUCAGCGGCCAAGACACUCAAACACUUGUCUCGAAAUAUCAGCCCAGUCGUACACAGUCGAAGAGCAUCUUGGACAGCAAGAGCGUUGCGGAAUUCUUGCAUGACGAAGAAAUUACCCAAUCUCCUGAGCGACUACGGAUCAAAGAUAUUCCAGUGUGGAUGAAAAAGAAAGAGACAAGUGACCCUCCUGCUCAAGCAAUUGUUCCAUUGGCUGUCCAAGCAACAUCGAACCAGCCAGCUGAUUUUUUAUCCGUCGUCACCGAAUUGGCUCCAACUACCAGACCAUACCCGAUUGCGGCUUGUAGACAAGAUUGAUGAACAUUCACAGCCAGAUGCAGUGUGCAUCCGACGCUUUGAAGAAAGCGAUGCUUCAACAGUGGAGGCCUCCGAAACAACAUCUGACGACACACAAUCGGGUUGGGAGAUCAGCUGUCGAGGAAUGCCCGGAGAUCUCAUCCAAGGCA